AGCGCUGCUGGCGAGACCUGUAACUCUGUGCUCGGCACAAACUUUCAUUUACACAGCCACCCAUAGCAAUCCACCGACACACACAGGGCACAUAGGAGGAAGAGGGUGUGUUUUGUGUGAGGGAGACCAAAUCCAAGAGGCAAAAGGAGACAAGUGAGACAAAGAGCAGGAGACACAGCCAACAGUGAAGAAAGUAAAAGGACCGAAUCAUGGAGUAACGGGAAUUGACUGACAAGACAACAAACACGUCCACCUGUUGGGCACCGAGGGCUAUUGUUGGAAGACUGAUCUCGGCGUAUGACUUACAGGGGGAAAGCUCAUUGGACAAGCCCUUACUUCACUUUGAGCUUGUGAUACACUGGAAAAAUUGAUGAUUGAGGAGGGCAAGAUUUCUGAGGACACCAUCACAACUUUGAGUAAGACUGGGAUCAUACCCGUACUCUUAAAAACACUAUAAAAAGUACAGAUACAAGUGUUGUAUGAUUCAUAGGGAGUAGUUUACUUCAUAGACUUGCAAGAUAUUUCAUUACUAAACUAAAUGUCAUUUAAUAUUCCAAACUACUGUAAAGACUUCUACACGACGGUGUAUAAAUGUAAUUCAAACACAGCGCUGUAAUUACAAAGCAAGCUCUGGGAAAAGUAACAGACAUUUGUAAUUAAGGACCAACUAUAAAAGGGGAAGGUUGAGGUCUGUGUGGAGCGAGAAGAGUAGGCCCAAGGACGCCCAGACAGAGAACAAGACGUCGUGCACCUCACCAAGAAAAACAGCUGCUUCUGUGACAGAACACACACCAUGGAUCCACACGGAGGACACUACCUCAGCAAAGACGCUGUGUUGUCACCAUUGGGUGCUGCCCGAAUGUGCCAGCUGGUCCUCGGCUGCACCAUAAUGGCCCUUGUGUCCCACGGCGCGGGCUACAGCGCCACCUAUGGGACCUUCUGCAUGUUUGUGUGGUGCUUCUGCUUUGCAGUGACCCUGGUCGUGUUCACCUUGGACAUCACACGGCUCCACGCGUGCAUGCCCAUUUCCUGGGACAACUUCACCGUGGCCUUUGCCAUGCUGGCAACUCUCAUGUACAUCACCGCCUCCGUGGUCUACCCGGUUUACUUCCUCCAGACAGAGUGCCCCGAUGAAAGCUGCGAGGUCCAAAUCUACCGAAUUACUGUCACCGUCUGCUCCAGUGUCUGCAGUUUCCCCUACGCAGCUGAGGUAUUCCUAACUCGAGCCAAACCAGGAGCUGUGGUGGGUUAUAUGGCCACCGUGUCUGGUCUACUCAAGGUGGUCCAGGGUUUUGUGGCCUGCAUCAUUUUUGGGGCUCUGGCAAAUGACAGUGAGUACAACCAAUACAUUGCUACCCAGUACUGUGUAGUGGUGUACAGCCUGUGCUUCUCCGUGACUGUGAUCGUGGUCAUACUGACCGUUUCUGGAAGGACCUCAGCCCUGCGUUUCCCCUUCGACCGAUUCGUGGUUGUCUACACCUUCUUCGCUGUGAUCCUCUACCUCAGCACUGCACUGAUCUGGCCCAUCUUCAGCUUUGAUAAGAAAUACGGCUCCACUACCCGGCCCGAGGACUGCCCACGAGGAGAAUGCCCCUGGGACAGUAAGCUGGUGGUGGCAGUGUUCACCAGUGUCAACCUGGUCUUAUAUUUUAUCGAUCUGAUUUACUCCCAGAGGAUCCGCUUUGUCUCCAGCUCUGCUAACAGAUGUUGACCCCCCAAGACUAUUUAGCCUCUGAGACAAGUAAACAAGGUUUUAGCAUCCAAAAUGCCCUCCACAGUCAGGUCUCAGUGAAGGACUCAUUCCCUUGAAUCCAUGAAUUUAUGGUGUUGUGUAUGUGUGACAAUUUUUUUUAUCAUCAGUAUUAUUGUAGUAUUGAGCCUCUGUACACAGCCAAACUGACAGUGUUACCCAUCAUACAGUAUUUGCAACAAACUAGAGAAAAGGCUUUUCUCCAGUUCCGAAGUGACCUACCAGGGAGAGCGGGCCAGGUGCUCCGUUGAACUGAUCUCAGCAACGCCGUGCACAGAGGACUCUGGGAAAAAUACGUCCACCUCAGCGACAGACGCAUCCCUCCUCUCUGGUGGUCUCAGACGGACCUGUGCGAGGGUGUAACAAUGUUUAGAGUAUUAGAACAGUGCCAUGUCAGAUAGACACCCUCAGUCUUACGAAGGCAAAUAAAUCCUGUUUAAUUGUAAGCUCAAACAAAAAAAAGGAAUGCAAAUAUGUCUCAUAGAGAAGCAUAGUAAAUGUUAAGUCUACAGUAUGCACUGAAUGUAGCUUGGUUUUGGCUUUACUGCCAUUUUGCUGUUGUUGUUUUUUCAGUUAUAUUCCUCAUUAUUAGCCUUCUCCGGAAUGUUAAAUGUAUCUGAUACAUGAAAUGUUGACAUCAGUUUCAAACUGAUUAUUUUGGGAUAACAAUAAUCAUGCCGUAUAGUAUUUUCUGCCUUGUCCAAUGUUUAAUAAAACAUCAAAUAUUA
Molecule: messenger RNA, 2478 nt
Organism: Scophthalmus maximus (turbot)
Lineage: Eukaryota; Metazoa; Chordata; Actinopteri; Pleuronectiformes; Scophthalmidae
Product: myeloid-associated differentiation marker-like protein 2
Exons: 1
Coding region: 794-1711 (305 amino acids)
Cellular component (GO): membrane
Source: RefSeq, a predicted model, not a curated record